AUGCUCUUGAGCCUGGCUGUCUUUCUCUACGUCCUGAGGAAAACUAGAGGGAGGAGGGGAGGAGGGUGUUACAGAGCGGGGGAGGUAACCGCGGGGGGAGCAGAGAUCGAGCGUAGAUCAACCGAAGGCCCGGACCUCGACAAGACGCCGGAUUUACAAGCGGCUACAAAACACGAGAGCAGAGGGAGAAGAGAACAAGCUUGCAUCAGAGGCAAGCUAACCAUGGAAACACAGCUCGAUCUGAGGCAUCUGAACUCGAAGCUGCUGGACUCCAAACUGCAGCUGCACGAAUGA
Molecule: messenger RNA, 294 nt
Organism: Knipowitschia caucasica
Lineage: Eukaryota; Metazoa; Chordata; Actinopteri; Gobiiformes; Gobiidae
Source: the annotation of a GenBank genome assembly